Molecule: messenger RNA, 3986 nt
Organism: Schistosoma rodhaini
Lineage: Eukaryota; Metazoa; Platyhelminthes; Trematoda; Strigeidida; Schistosomatidae
Source: the annotation of a GenBank genome assembly
GAUGUGGGAGCUUUAAAUAUUAACGUUACAUAUCCAGCUGGCAAGCUGUACUAAAAUGUCAUCUCUGCCUGAGGAUUGUCUAGAAAACGUGGCAGUUAAGGAGUUUCAAAAAAAGUACAAGCUUGACUUUAAUGAGAUAUUUGAUCUUGCUCAGACAUUUUUCAAUGAGAAAGCUGAGAAGGCGUUCCACUUAAGCUUUGACGAUCGAAUUCAUCUUUCGGCUCUCAUAUGUAUUAAGAAGUACGGGAAGUACGAUCGGGCAAAAACACCAGUACCUGGUUUCCUUGAUAUUAUAGGGCAGAAGAGAAAUGCUCGUUGGGAAACCUUAAGUGAUAUGAAGCCAAAAGAAGCUCAAGUGGAGUUCAUAAAUAGGAUUUGUCACCUAUGUCCAUUAUUCAUAUCAUAUUUGGAAGCCUAUUCCCGCAGCAAAGGAAGUGUUGCUGAUCUUUUUUCAAAAGAAACUAACGUUUCUAGUUCGGAUGAACCUACUGGCACCAUCGAUAAUAGUGAACAAUCUUGUUUUAUUUUGAAAAAUGAAUCUGAAAUUCGAGCAGCUUUAAAUACUCAAACUGAAAGUCAGUUCCAAUCUUAUGCAUCCCUUCAUUAUCCCACGGAUGCGGUUAAGAGAGCUGAACUUAUUGCUCAGUUGCAAGAUCGGCAUUUUCACGAAUAUAUGGCAUACAUACAACGUCAAUAUCGUUUUAUUCAGCGAUCACAGAUUGAAUCUCCCUCUCAGACAACCGAUAUGUCGACAACGAAUGGUUCAGUUGAAGAUUAUUCAGUCGAUAAUGUAAAGUCAAUUGACAGUCUAACUGUUAAGAAAAUUGCCAAUUGUUCAGAAACCAUUUCUCCUAAUGAGGACAGUAUCAAAGAUCAAUCUGUUCUUAACGGCACAGUGCAGUUAGAGUCGUCUUUACAUUCCCCCGAGAUUCAAAAAGAAAACUCAGUAUCCGCUGAUGUUUCUGUUAAUGACCUUUCUUAUACAAAUACUUCAGGUUCGUCUUUUAUUUUUGAAUAUAUUAAUAAAUUUCAUCGCAAGUAAAUUUAUAAUUAUAGAUCAGCUGACUUUUUGGCCAUGCUACAAACACAGUCUUAUUGAACUAACUUACGUCUUUCAUUGGCUAUUCAUUUUUUUCGUAUUAUUCGCGUUUUUAACUUCUAUUGUAAGUAUUGUGCUAAAGGUGUUUGGAGGAUACUAAGCCUGAGUUAAAGUAACAUGUAUACAUGUAGUAGCUUGGCUUCGAAGUAAUUCAUUAGGCUUCGUAUAUCAAUCAUCGUAAUAAUUGUUAUUAAAUAUAUCCCAGCGGUGUAUUAAUUCAGAAAGCAACAUGAAGCGUCGACUGCAGUUUAUUGUUGAAUAGCGCAGGUCACAAAGCUACAGGUACAUCAAGCGAAUUUGAGCAGAAAAGCUAGUGCGCGCGACCAUACGAAGAUAUAUAUGAGAUUGAUCAAUCGCAGUCCUAAACAUUAAUGGGAAGAUCCGAACAAACAAUACAAAAGUGGAUUAAAUACAAAAUACGGCGCUUUAAACAGGAAAACAGUUAUGUUAAUCAACGUAUAAAACUUAGUACAAAUUAGGUUGACAUUCCAAGACAGUAAUUUAAUAAAAUGCAAACAAAGAAGUUAACAUUUUAGUAGUACUAAUGAAAGGAACUAAACAUGCAGAGUUUACGUCAAAAUAAAAAUAACAAGUAUAGUUUAAGAAGUAUAAGUACGAUAACCUCAGAUUUAGAAGAAUGAACUUAUUUGCGUCACUAAAACCAGUUCUAAAUCAUGUUGCACAAUAUAGUUCAAAUAAAACAGCAUUCAUUUUUAAACUUUCGUUCGUUUGUGUAUAUUUAUAUUGGAGGUGUUAAUGUGCUGCUUGGUUGACUAAUGAAAUUUGUCUUGCAAACAGGUUUUUUCUCAAAAAGAAGAAAUAUUGCAUACCUGUGAACUAUGAAGCUUGUCAAUAUGCAGUUGAAACUACUUUCAUUUGUCAUGAAAGGAUACUUCAAGCAUCAAAAUAUGGUUAAACGAUGAAGUGGUUAGAAAAAAUUAUUACAUGGGAAUAUAUUUAUGACAAACCAAAACACUGUUUAUAUCACACUUCAAGUAAUCUAAGUGCACAAUUUUUCAAGUCCCACUUCAAAUUUUGGUCAGAAUCAGUAAAUAAUAACUCAUAUAAAAGAAGUACAUCGGUUCCUCAUCUGAACAGAAAUUUAUUUCAAAUGAACAUCAAUGUCUAUUAUCGUAUUAUAUGACUUAAUAGGAUUAUGGAUCAGAGGGGGUUUUGUGGAGAAUUUAGUAUUUUCACAGUUGAAAUCAUGAGUCAAUUGAAGCUAGAUCACCAUCGAAAACCUGGAAGCACUGGACGGACGUUUCGUCCUACUAUGGGACUCCUCAGCAGUGCGCAUCCACGAUCCCGCACUCGCGAGAUUCGAACCCAGGACCUACCAGUCCCGAGCCGGAUCCCUAAACCGAUAGACCACUGAGCUGGCAUCAAACGGUGUUAAUGUCUAACUUCAACCAAUCCACGAUUUUGAGCGACCGUUCAUCAAUUGUCUUCAGUGAGCUGAUAUCUCUACAACAGACUUGGUAGAACUCCACUGGCCACUGCUUCCCACUAGAACUCAAGGAAAUAUCUCUUGAAUAGGAUUACUCAUGUUCUGGUAUCACAUUCAAUGAGGCAGAUUAUAUUCCUUUUUAGGCGCGUAUAAAACAUAUGUAUGCAGUUAAGGAAUGAAAGUUUUAGCCUUGAUAUUGAGUUCAUGCUGAUUUUCAAACUGCUGCAAUUGUUUGAUCUGGGAUCACUAACAAUUAUAAGUUUGAAUUCAAUUGCAUUGGUUGUUUGAAUCUUCCCAUUGAUGGUUAGGACUGCACUUGAUCAGACUGAUCAAAAUAUACAGAGUAAAUUUGAUAUUCCUGGACAGACUUGAAACAAAAUAAAAUUACAAUUAAUUUGACAGCUGUCUAAUCAUCAUGAACCACUAAGAUGUCUUUUUAUCUGAGUAUAGUUUAUUUUUAACUUGGGAAGGCUUUUGUAAAGCUUCUAACAAAAAGUACGAUUCAUAUUGUCACAGGUUUCAUAGCGGCGGUGAUUGACAGUUUAGGUUUAAUGUCCGUUUUGAGUGAGUAGGCAAUGUUUAUUUCAAAAACGUAUUUCGUUCCGUUAGUUUCUGAAAUUAAAUUAUCUGUUAGUGGUUAUUCUGAAUCGUCUAUUAUACUGUGCUUGUAUGUCAUCAAGGUGAAUAGAAAUUAUUUUCCAUCCAAUAUAGUUGAUUUUAUAUCCAUAUUGUCGACUUUAUUUCAUUUUUACAUCUUGUUAUGUUUCGUUUAUUCGACCUAUUAAACAAUGUUUUUAAAUAUGUAUAUCUGUGUUAGAUUUGUCAACUCUUGAUUCAGAUAAGAAAUGCCUUGACACUGAUCCUUACCUAAAUGCAUCUUUGGUGGUACACGCCCCUACAUUAUGGACUCGUGGAGAAGUUAAAGAAUUUAAACAGUGUUUAACUGAAGAUGAAGAGUCUGUUAUUCGAAUAAACAGCGGUGAAGUUUAUUCGAUGGUCACUCAGAAGUAACCAAGGCAGAGAAUCCAGAAAAGUCUAAUAUCCUAGUUGACGAGAUCAUACCUAUUACACGACAGAACUCUCAAAAUGAAGUGUGCUGUGGAUCUCAUUUGUAUCCAGGUGCGGGAACAUAUGUUUUUAAAUUCGACAACUCCUUUUCCCUAUGGAGGUCGAAAACCCUCUAUUAUCGCGUUUGCUACACAUACUAGAGUGUUCAUCCUUAAAGGUGGAAAAUCUUUCCAGUUUGUCAAAAAUUUGGCUGUGCACCAUGAUUUCGUAACUUUUCUCUGUACUUCUACUUCCUUUAUAAGUUCAAUAAAAAUGGUUCAAAGUGCCUUUUUAUAAUAAUUAGUGUCAAAAUUGCACAGUAAACAUCAUUUGGAAAUAAGUUUUUUCUAUUGGAUUUAGAAAUUUUUAUGAUAUAUUAGCUUCAUGAAAUCU